Magallana angulata is the source of this 3349-nucleotide messenger RNA. Its product is annotated as transmembrane protein 26-like. The coding region runs from base 4 to 1104 and encodes 366 amino acids. Lineage: Eukaryota; Metazoa; Mollusca; Bivalvia; Ostreida; Ostreidae. The transcript has 3 exons. The record is from RefSeq and is a predicted model, not a curated record.
UCGAUGGAGUUUGAGGGGAAACAUACCCGAUGCCUACAGUUGACCAAGGCUAUAGGCGUCCGUCUAUUGUUUAUUUUGCAUUUUCUACUGGCUGUAUCAAGGGUUAUAACAAUAUUAAAUGUACCAAAACCGUGGAUGUUUUCUUUUGGCGCUCUGCUUUUGAUCCUAGAAGGUUUACAUGCUGUUUUUCGAAGAAAUGGCUUGGAGCACAAGUGGAUGUCUUUAGCGACGCUUCUAUUCAUCAUGCUUGACAUAGGUCCAAUUUGGAUCAUGGAGCUUAACAAGGCAGAUCGGACCACCGGUAGAAUGUCUGACACUAGCAAUGAUACACAGAAUUUUCCACUGACAAACUUUAUUCAGCUUGAUGACAACGUUUUCGUUUACGCAAUAGAACAGAGUUUUCUAUUAGUCAUCAUUGUCGGUAGAUGGAUACUUCCAAAGGGUCAGAUGUCACGUGACAAACUAUCUAAUUUGUUGCUGGUUAUGAUCGGCAAAGCUUGUGACAUAACAGAUUUCUUCACGCUGUUCUCACACAAGAACGUAGCACUUGACAGAACCUUCACAUAUGUUGUCCUCGUGGUGUGGAGUCUUAGUGUGUUUCAGUUCCCGAUCUCCUUCACAGAGUCAAGAGACAACAACCUUGUCAUUAGUAUCCAUAAAGACAGACAGUAUAUGAAGGUGGUUGUACGAACCCUGAACCUGUGCUUCAAAACGGAAAUUUGGAGCAUUUUGGCGUCAAUCUCCAUGCAGGAGCUCCCAUUUUUGAUUUGUCGUUGCUAUGCCAUCGGUGCUCUAGGAAUAGUUGACGAUACCAUCAUUUUCUUUUUAUUCAAAAACUCGUUGAUAAUAUCCAUGUACCUGUAUCGCCUUGUUUCUCUUUGUCUUGAGGCAGAUCCUGGUGAGAACAGUUGUGCGAGUACAACAGUUGAGAAAUUAGAAAUCAAGGAAAGAGAUGGAAUCGUUACAGCACAUGAAAGAGAGGAUUUUAGAAAGAAGAUAUCAUUUGACCUUUCAGCAAACAGUUCACCCGAUGUACCUCUACAAAUCCAGAAACUAAUGAAAGUAUCUAAAAAUACAGUUGACACUUUAGUGAAAGUUGAUUGACAGAAUAGGAGGAAUUAUAACAUUUCCUGAAAAUGUUUAUUAUUCAGACCCUACCAGUUAUUCGAAAACUAUAAUAUAUAGUUUAUUUUAAAAAUGCAUAAUAUGCUGAUUUCAUAUUUAGUUUCAUUGCGUAUAUGCAUGUAAUACCACAAUAUGGAUUAUACUGAUUAUAUGUUUUCUGUGAACUCAAAGAACUAUAUAUGAUAAGCGUUAAAUUUGGCCCCAUAAUUCACCAUUUUUUAAAGUGUUUCGGGUACAAUAAAAUGUUAUGUUAUAAUUUAGAAGAGUUCAUAUAAAAUGUAUUUUUCACAUAUUUGUUUGAUUUAUUUGCAGUCACUUGCAUUAUAUGACGUCAGAAGUGACGCUAUUUCUAUAAUUCAAUCAAAAUCAGUCGAAAAUAGACAUUUUUCUCAUCGUUUUACGAAUGGGAAAUAUAGAGCGCAUGCUUGAACCAGGACAAAUUUUUUGUCACUUAUUAGACUUGGCUAGAUACAUCUUUGAUUAAAAUAUUUAGUUGGUUCAAGCAUGCGCUCUAUGUUUCCUGAAAGAAAAAACUGCUUGAAAACAAUCUUUUUAUGCAAAAAUGGCGGGAAAAGGGUUGUCUUUACAAUGCCGUAUUUCUAAUUGUGGGCACUUGAAUCAAAAUGAACAUUCAGUAAAAACAUCACAUAUAUAUUUUUACAAAGAAAACAAAGAAUUACAGUAAAAUAUUACUAUUCCUUUUAGGGGACCAUUUUAGGCCCAUACCAUAUAUAGUCCUUUGACAUAGUUAUAUCUUUUAUUUAAAAAUAUUAAAGAAACGAGAAACAGAGGGGGAGAUAUUGCACUCCUUUGCUGUGAUACAUAGUCUUAUCAGCGAAUUCGCACACAGAUUAAAAGUAUGCUCACAUUCAGUCUACUUAAAGCUCUACUCAAAUUUAAACAAAUUAAAAAUCUAAAUAUUAUUUGCUUUUAAAGAAAAAAAAGAUCGCAAAGGAAAAUACAGAUUAUAGAAAUUACAAAUAAUGAGUCCCUAAAAUGUUUUGUCUGCUGUUUUAACAAUUGUAAAUGUGAUUACUUCUAUCCUUCCUGUACCGAAUAUGAUGAUUAAAUACCGGGUAUGUAGUCAAAUGCAUGCAACAUCUUAAACAGUACGGAUUGCUAUUUCUUGCAUUAAAAGGUGCAAGUUUGAAAUAAUUGUAGAAUCCAAAAUGAUACAUCAACCCCUUCUAAGGAGAGAGGAAAUGUUUGAUUGUUUCGCUCACCUGAGCUGAAACCUCAAGUGAGCUUUUCUAAUCAUCGUCAGUCUGUAAACUUUUUACACUUUCGACUUCUUUUCCAGAACCACUGAGCCUCUUUUUCAAGGGGAGAUGAUUAAGAAUUAAUAAAAUUUUGUUAGGGGGUAUCAAAACUCAGAAAAUUGGUUAUUUGUAAGAAAGCAUCCUGAAAUAGAGUAUAUUCAAGUUUAUCCCGGAGGAUAGGGUUAAGCCACAAUUGAGGGUCAAAAUUUUACAUAGGAAUAUAUAGAGAAAAAUCUUUAAAAAAUAAUCUUCUCAAAACGUCAUUGAAAAACAAAAAACUAGAACCGGAUUUUUUUACACUGUGUAAUAGAAACAUUCUGCGGCCAACAAGUACAGCCAACGCUGUCUUUUUCGAAGAAAAACCAGUGAUUAAAAUCUAUUUCAAACUCUAGAAAUCAGCAGUUGGUCUUUUGCAAAUGCAAACCUUUGUAAAAUAACUGAAAAAAAACAAAGUUGAAUUUCAAAGAAACCAUUUUCUUGUUCAAAGAAAGAGAGCUAAAUGCAAAUUUACUUUCCUCAUUGGUAACACAGGUUUUUAAAUGCAUGAAGAUUAAUCGUCUUAUAUAUGUUCCCUGUAAUAUCUCAUAAUCAAGGUACAUUAAGAUGAUCUUCGUGUAUAAACUUUGUGGGGGAAUCUAGAAAGGUUUACCUAAAAAUGUGACCUAAGUAAUUAAGAUUGACAUGGAUAAAAUUUGAGCGAUUUGUAUCUUUUUCAAUCAAAAUCAGGAACUUUUUCCAAGAGAUCAAAAAACUUCUUUUUUCUUACAGAGGAUUAAAGGGGACAUACAAAUCCGAAUGAUGAAAGUCACCCGAGCACAAACUCUUUGGAGUUAUCUUAUAGACUUCGCAUGCAGCUGAGCUUAGAUCUUUAUAGUUCAAGGAUUGCUUCAGAUUUAGUUUAUCAAAGAAAUUGAUCGAAACUCAUUUUAUUACGUAACAAUCUUAUUUUUACAAAUAAAAAAGAA